Molecule: messenger RNA, 3021 nt
Organism: Knipowitschia caucasica
Lineage: Eukaryota; Metazoa; Chordata; Actinopteri; Gobiiformes; Gobiidae
Source: the annotation of a GenBank genome assembly
AUGUACGCGCUGUUAUUCCCGAGACUGCACGACACAAGCAGCCCACUGUUACCAGGCGGGGUGCCAUGUGAUUAUCCCUGGGUAGUAAAGACUGAGGAGAAGAUGAAGUUUGACGCUAUUUUUGAAAGCCUCGGCCCUGUAGGAGGGAUGCUUACAGGAGAUAAAGUGAAGCCUGUACUUCUGAACUCCAAACUGCCUGUAGACAUCCUGGGAAGGGUUUGGGAGCUUAGUGACAUUGACAGAGAUGGCAUGUUGGACAGAGAUGAAUUUUCAGUGGCAAUGUAUCUAGUGUACAGAGCGUUAGAAGGCGAACCAGUUCCAAUGUCCCUCCCGCCUCCCCUGGUCCCACCCUCAAAGAGAAAAAAACCCUCGGCCCCUCCUGUGCUGCCUCUGCUGCCAUCACCGCCCUCGGCAAAGGACAGAGGCACCUCCCACUCAAAGACCUUGCCCCACCCCUCUAAAUCUGUCCCAGUUUCAACUCCUGCCCCGGCUCCUGUCCAGACAACAGCGCCCGUACCAUGGGUGGUGUCUCCAGUCGACAAAGCUAAGUAUGAUGAACUGUUUGCCAAGACGGACUCCGAUAUGGAUGGACUUGUGUCUGGACCAGAAGUCAGAGACAUAUUUUUAAAAACGGGGCUGCCCUCGGCCACAUUGGCGCGAAUUUGGGAACUGUGCGACAUUGGAGACGUUGGAAAACUCACCCGAGAACAGUUUGCUUUGGCUAUCCAUCUAAUCAACCAGAAGCUGACAAAAGGACUAGAGCCUCCCCAGAGCCUGACUCCAGAGAUGAUCCCUCCCUCGGAUAGGCUGAACAUAAAACAGAAUAAUUUGGCCGCUGAUUUCACUGCUAUCAAGGAGCUUGAUUCCCUCAGUAAUGAGAUUGUGGAAUUACAAAGGGAGAAAGGCACAGUGGAGGAGGAAAUCAAGGCGAAAGAGGAGGCUAUCAGACAGCGAACGACAGAGGUUCAGGACUUACAAGGGGAGGUUGCUAAGGAGACAGAGGAGCUGUCACAACUUCAAACUCAGCGACAGAAGGUCCAGGAUGCACUGGAGGAGCUGGACCAGCAGAAGUCCACUCUGGAAGAUCAGUUGUCUCUCAUUCGACAGCAAACAAACCAGGAGCACCAACAUAUCACGUCACUGCAGUCUGAGCAUGAGGAGCAGGAACAUAGAAUCAGUCAGUUUGAGGAGGAGCUGGUCCAGGCCAGAGAGGAGCUGCUUGCUCUGCAAGAAGAGAGCCAAAAGCUGCAGGAGAAAGUGCAGUCUGCUAAAGAGCAGCUCACGCCUCUGCAGGAGUCGGUGAGAGACUCCUUCACACAAGUUGGACAGGUUCAGCAGAAACUGAAUGACCUUCAGAUCGAGGAGCGGUCAGUCACGGCUCAACUCAGUUGGAAGAGAGCUCUUGAAGACGGCUCUCCAGUGCCUGUGUUGGUGAAUGGAGCGGGUUCCACCGCAGAUAUGCACUUAGCAGAUCCUUUUCAACAGGACCUUCUGGAGGAGGAUCAGCCCAAGGACCUGAAGGUGGAGCCUCCAGCAGUUCACUUGAAUAUUCAGACAGAACAAACCAAAGUCAGUGAAGCUGCAGCAGAAGAAGAAUGGAAAGAGGAGUCGAGUCCAGAUGAAGAAAAAAGUAAACCAGAUGCCCUAGAUGAUCUCUACACUAGUUUAGCCUCGUCAGAUUUAUACAAUAAUUUUGCAAGCCUUUCAAAACCAUGGGACACUGAAAAGGAACAAAUAAGUUCUACGCCUGACGUUUCGCUUGAAGUUGUAGAAGAUGAGGAUUUGCCCAAAGCCAUUUCACCAACAAUAACAACAAAUAUUGAGUCCAUUGAGGCAGAGAUGAAAGAAGAUUCAGAUCUUCCAGAGGCUGAACCAUCUGAGCCUUCACCUUCUACCACGGCCCCCCCGCCACAAACCAACCCCCCUCCUUUGCCUGUGAUGGACUUCUUUGGAUCAGACCCGUUUACUGACCAGGAUCCUUUCAAAGAUCCAUUUGGAAAAGCAGAUGUGGCAGAUCCGUUUGGAGGAGACCCGUUUAAAGGCUCCGAUCCUUUUGCUGCUGACUCUUUUUUCGCCCAGUCUUCAAGUGCCCCGUUUUCCUCAGAAGACCCUUUCUCAGGAUCAGCUGACCCUUUUACUUCUAAUACUGAUGCCCCAGAACCGGACCUAUUUGCUUCAAAGAAAAGUGACUUGCCAGUUUCCACUCCAGUGAGUUCUGACCCGUUCAGCAACAAACCAGCAAAUGCAGUAGUGACGCCGGCUGAUCUAUUUAGCUCAACUGAAAACCAUGAGCCUGAGUCCAACCUGUUUGGAGGAAACGUAAACUCCUUUUCUGAAGCUGAUCCUUUUGGCUCUCAGGAUGGAAAGUCUGACCCCUUCAGCUGUUCUUCACCUACAUCUGUUUUGGCUGUGAAGGAUACUGUUCCAGCUAAUGACCCCUUUGCUCCGGGUGGUACUUCAGUAAACACCUGUUCAGAUCCAGAUCCCUUUGCAGCUGUAUUUGGUAAUGAAUCAUUCGGAGGUGGUUUUGCAGACUUUAGUGCCUUAGCCAAGUCAAAUGGUGACGACUUUGGCAUCAACAAUAAGAAUAUAUUCCAAGAGGACAGCACAGAUGUGCCCCCAGCUCUUCCUCCUAAAACAGGCACACCAACUAGACCCCCGCCUCCGCCUCCAGGUAAGAGAUCCUCCAUCUCCAGAACUGAGUCUUCAGACUCUUUCCAUCGACGAGGGAACUUCCUUCCGCAGUCUUCAAGUGACUUCUCCUCCUCCUCCUCCUCCUCUUCCCUGCCUGCAAAGGACCCUAUAGCUGACCCCUUCGCCCCUUCCUCCCCCCCUCGUCACAACGUUCGAGAAGCUGACCGAUUUGCCAGCUUUGACAAAUAUCCGACCGAGGAGGACAUGAUCGAGUGGGCAAAGCGCGAGAGCGAAAGGGAGGAAAAGGAGCGUCUCGCAAGGCUAACGCAGCAGGAGCAAGAAGAUCUGGAGCUCGCCAUCGCGCUCAGCAAGUCUGAACUGUCCUGA